UCCCUUGUGACAGAAGGGCUGUAUGCGCCCAGUGAUUCUGACUUUUUAGGCGUAUGAUUUGCAGGGAUAAGCGAGAGCUUUAUUCAAUCAGUACUAGUUGAUUGUGAUUAGAUGUGUGCAGAUUUACUUUUAUUAUUUCCGGAUUGUUCGUUGGUUCUGUCGGGUUCUACCAGCAGUUACUGAUGGCUGAGUGCGGUCGGAAGGCGCUGUCCGUCAUGGAGGCGGUCCGCUCUCGCUACGAAAGCUUGCAGAUUUCUGAUGAUGUUUUGGGGGAAUCUGGAGAUGACAGCAGCGAAAACCCCUUCUACAGCACCUCGGGGGGCUCCAGCUCUGAGAACUACACUUCAGAGAGCAAUGGAGAUGAGCAGAGGUCUGCCGAAAUGUCUGGCAAUCAAUCAGGCCACCCCCCCGGCUCGGUGUCAAACAUCCAGGCUGAGGAAGAGAGCUGGACCGAUGCGCUGCGAGAAAUCACCGUUCCGGCUUUCAAGGAUACCUGUGGUCCAGCUCAAAAGAUGCCAGCCAAUGCAAGUACCAUAGACUUUUUUCAGUUCUUUGUCCCUGAUAAUGUGAUACAGAAUAUGGUAACUCAAACAAACAUGUAUGCAAAGAAGUUCCAGGAGAGAUUUGGGAGUGAUGAAGGAUGGUGCAAUGUUACCCUGUCUGAGAUGAAAGCCUUCUUGGGUUAUGUUACCUCAACAAGUAUUCACCGCUGUGAUUCUGUCCUCAGCAUCUGGACCAAUGGAUUUUAUAGCAACAAGAGCAUCGCGCUAAUCAUGACCCAGUCCAGGUUCGAGAAGAUCCUCAAAUACUUCCAUAUCGUAGCUUUCCGAUCCAGCCAGACCAGCAAUGGGCUUUAUAAGAUUCAGCCUUUUUUGGAUUCACUUCAGCAGUCAUUAGAGUGUUCUUUUAGGCCUUCACAAACCCAGGUGCUACAUGAACCACUGAUUGAUGAGGAUCCUGUUUUUAUUACCACAUGUACAGAACGUGAAUUACGAAAAAGGAAAAAGCGAAAAUUCAGUCUUUGGGUGAGGCAGUGCACUGCCUCAGGUUUUAUUUGCCAGGUUUACGUUCACUUGAAAGAAGGGGCUGGUUCCGACAAUUUAGGCACAUUAAAGAACAAACCACAGCUACACAGUUUAGUUGCAAGGCAGCUCUGUCAGAAUCUUUCUGGGAAGAAUUCUAUCAUUUUCACCGGCCCGAGCAUCACCAGCCUCAACCUGUUUGAAGAGUUUGAGAAGCAAGAUAUAUACUGCUGCGGGCUUCUCAGCUCAAGAAAAAGUGACUGCACAGGCCUUCCACAGUCCAUGUUAACCAACCCUGAUGCUCCACAGAGAAGAGGACAGUACACAACCAAGAUGAAAGGAAACAUGUCCUUGAUCUGCUGGCAUAAUAAAGGCCAUUUCCGCUUUCUUACCAAUGCCUACUCUCCAAGCAAACAAGGAGUGAUAAUCAAGAGGAAAAGAGGUGAAGUUCCCUGUCCUUUAGCAGUAGAAGCCUUUGCAGCACAUCUGAGCUACAUCUGCAAGUAUGAUGACAAGUACAGCAAGUAUUUCAUUUCCCACAAACCCAACAAGACUUGGCAACAAGUAUUUUGGUUGACAAUAAGCAUAGUUAUAAAUAACGCCUAUAUCCUAUACAAGAUGUCUGAUGCCUAUCACAUGAAGCGCUACAGCAGAGCACAGUUUGGUGAGAGACUUGUGAGAGAACUGUUGGGUUUAGAGGACUGCUCACCCACACACUGAUGCAGUGAUGUGCACUUCCAUGCAAUUGUGGAGAAAGAGGUACCUGCAUUUCAUGGAAAGCUCCAAUAGACUGGCAAAUUUUAAAGAUGUCAACAUCACCAGGCCUGAAGAAGCUCUUCUAAACUUGAUAACUCUGCAAUAAUGCAGGAGACAAAACGUUGUAUUUUGCUCUGUAAUUCCAUCAAACACGAAUGUAGGUAUGCCACAUCUUGAUAAUCUCAGUAUAUACGUUGCAUGGUGAAAAGUAAAACCCAACUUUGUCUUUUUCCUUAUUUAUUGUUAUAUAAUUUUAAAAAAUUGUUUGAGUCUUCUGUUAUUAUUUGUUAAAAUGCAAGUAAAAAAUCAUGUUUGUUUUGUGAACGCCCAUAAUGAAAAGAAACAUUGCAAUAUAUGUCUGUAUAUGUAAGGUAAUGCAUGUACUAUAUAUCCAUAUAAUAUCUGUUGUGUGUUAUGAAAGGGCAGAUAACAUGUGUGAAAAUGGCUUGAACUAUAUACAGUGCCUUGCAAAAGUAUUCAGA
This is a messenger RNA of Polyodon spathula (Mississippi paddlefish), 2260 nucleotides long. It is a transcript of the gene pgbd5, whose product is annotated as piggyBac transposable element derived 5. Lineage: Eukaryota; Metazoa; Chordata; Actinopteri; Acipenseriformes; Polyodontidae. The transcript is spliced from 7 exons. Gene Ontology annotation, cellular component: nucleus. Gene Ontology annotation, biological process: non-replicative DNA transposition. The record is from RefSeq and is a predicted model, not a curated record. The coding region runs from base 183 to 1742 and encodes 519 amino acids. Gene Ontology annotation, molecular function: transposase activity.